AAUAGAUGUUGACCUAAAAAUCAUCACCCAUAGGUCCCAUUAAGGAAAACAGUAGAGAAAUGGCUGCAGUACCUGCUGUUGGAGAUGGGCCUAUGAGUCUGAUGGAAGCUCUCAGAGAGACGCUUAAGAACGCUAUCAUCGUUGACGGUGUAACCAGAGGUCUCCGAGAAAGUGUCAAGAGGCUCGACAAACGCGAAGCUCUCCUGUGUGUUCUGGCUGAGAGUACCGAUGAGAAGAAUAUCCUGAAAUUGGUGGAAGCCCUCUGCCGAGAACAUGGCAUUAACCUCAUCAAAAUAGAUGACGCCAAGAAACUGGGAGAGUGGACUGGUUUGUGUAAGAUUGAUAAGGAGGGUCAGGCAAGGAAGGUGGUACGAUGCAGUUGUGCUGUUAUCCACGCUUUUGGAACAGAAAGUCAAGCACUUGACAUCAUCAACGACCACUUCAAGCGUACCGUCGUCCCAGAGGCUUAAUUUGAUCCGAUCACAUUGAACUUCAGACUUUUUAAUCUUAUUUAA
Molecule: messenger RNA, 515 nt
Organism: Bolinopsis microptera
Lineage: Eukaryota; Metazoa; Ctenophora; Tentaculata; Lobata; Bolinopsidae
Product: small ribosomal subunit protein eS12-like
Exons: 1
Coding region: 60-470 (136 amino acids)
Biological process (GO): translation
Cellular component (GO): ribosome; cytosolic small ribosomal subunit
Molecular function (GO): structural constituent of ribosome
Source: RefSeq, a predicted model, not a curated record